Molecule: messenger RNA, 444 nt
Organism: Hyaloscypha bicolor E
Lineage: Eukaryota; Fungi; Ascomycota; Leotiomycetes; Helotiales; Hyaloscyphaceae
Exons: 1
Coding region: 1-444 (147 amino acids)
Molecular function (GO): carbon-sulfur lyase activity
Source: RefSeq, a predicted model, not a curated record
AUGCCUCAAUCAUCCUGUCUCUGCGGCGCCAACGUUAUCACCUGGGACGCACCAUCCGCCUUCAACUUCCGCUGUCACUGCCUCGACGAGCGCAAGCUCACCGGUGCAGCCUUCGCCCUCAACAUUCUCGUUCCCAUUGAAGCACCCACUAUCAAAUCCGGCAAACUCUCCGUCUGGGGGAAGAUCGUUCAAAGCGGGAAUACAAUCUACAACCACUCGUGUUCACAAUGCGGGAGUCUCCUGUAUCGCCAUAGCACGGGGUUUCCGGGCACGAUUGUGAUCAAGGCGGGGUGUAUUGAUAGCGAGGAGGACCCGUCAACUGUUUAUGUUCCUAAGAUUGAAAUCUUUACGAGAAGCCGUGUCCCGUGGAUUCCUGCUAUCGAAGGUGCCCUUCAGGAUGACGGGGACUUUUCGAAGGAGUCGUUCGUUGCUCUUGGGUUCUGA